Molecule: messenger RNA, 8654 nt
Organism: Doryrhamphus excisus (bluestripe pipefish)
Lineage: Eukaryota; Metazoa; Chordata; Actinopteri; Syngnathiformes; Syngnathidae
Gene: setd2
Product: SET domain containing 2, histone lysine methyltransferase
Biological process (GO): regulation of DNA-templated transcription
Cellular component (GO): nucleus; chromosome
Molecular function (GO): histone H3K36 methyltransferase activity; protein binding
Source: RefSeq, a predicted model, not a curated record
GUAUCCGGUUCCGAACCGUUCUUGAAGAACCACAGCAGUGUUCGCGCAUCGUAACGUGACGUCAUCGCACACACAGUCGCCGCAAAAAAAAAAAAGACACACCAAUGCCGCACACUUAAAAUGUCAAUUAAGACAUGUUACCCACUCUGCCUUGUUUGAUGUUUAACUUGACUUAUGCAUCUGAAAGGUUGAGAUACAUUCUCGGAUUGGUUAUAUGAUCCCCAUUCUCAACUCUUUCUCAGCUAAGAAGUGAGCUAAUGCUAGCUGGAGUAGCACAACACAAGCACUGAGCUUGCAGCACAAGCAAGUGAGCCGACCAUCACCCACGACAACCCCGUAUGGAUUUGACGUCGGCACACAUUGUGGCUUGAUGUUUGGCAAAGGACAUAUUGUUGGAAAUUUGGAAGAUGGGAGAGUCCUGUGACCUUCAGCACUUUCUAAAGUGUGGUGUCACUUUGGAGGGCUCGUUUGUCUGAUUUGGAUUAUUCUUGGCCAUGCAGCAUCCUCAGGCCUACUAAUCCUUGACCAGUUUCUCAAUGGACACUCUGCUCAAGUCGGAAAUCAGAGACGAAGGAAGCGGUGCCUCAGUAAAGGUGGAGGGCCUGUCCAAGGCAGCUCUCAUCAAAAGCCUAUCUCCUAGAGUCAUGCUGACCAAUCAUCUCCUGCCUAAAGGGACCAAGAUGAAAGUCAACCUCGAGGAUCAGGGUCGUCAGAAAGUGUCCUUCAGCUUCUCGCAGACCAAGAAGCCACUGCACAGCCUCUUCGUUAUCCCUUCCAGCCCCGAACGGUCUGACGUUGAACCUCACACUGCCUCGUCACAGCCGACAGUCGACAAGGGAAAAGCUACGGAAAGCAAAAAUGAGCAAAUGCAAACACGCGCCUUCCCGACGGAGCAGACACAACCUUCACAGGUUCCGGGCUUUGCCGCUAAACUGAAAGUGGACUUGGCAAAGAUGCAUUUCAAGAAGCAAAUACUGAGCGUGUCGAUAACUAGGCAAAAACGAACCUCUGUUUCAGAUUCGGACGAGACGCCCGCUUCUGAUUUGCUGAGUUUGCAGAAAUCGGAAAAUAACAGUGCAAUCAAAUUCCCAACCCCACAGCUGCAGAACCCUGUCAUUGUGACCCCUUCUGAGGAUUCUCACAACGAUUCCUCUGAAAGUCGGAUAGCGCCUAGCCUGAAGAAACCUGCUGCAUCCUCAGGAAAAGAGGAGAGUUCUUGUAUGAAUGAGGUGGAUAGUGCUGCAUCCAGAAGAAAAACCAGGUCCCAAACUGGUACGGACAGUGAUGAGAAUCCAAAUCAGAUGUCUUCCAGACACAAGUCAGUUGACUCCAAAAGUAAAGCCAAUUCGGAAAGCAGUAGCAAAGCCGCAACACGGAGGUCUUCACCCGGGUCACACGGGGAAGAAAAGGAAAAAACUUCAACUAGGAAAUUUGAGAAUCACGAGAAAUCCUCUAGUUACGCAAAAUCAGACCGUGACUCUAGAUACACAUCAACACGGUCGCAGCGAUCAGACAAAGAUCGCAGAAGAUCCAGGUCUCGAUCACGAUCACGAUCCAGAGGCUCUCGAACCAGUUCAUCUUAUUCCAGAUCAGAGAGAUUGAGAAACGACAGAGGUUCCCGUUCAGAGCGGUCAUACUAUCACGAAUCGGAUCGCAGAUCGUACAGGAGUCCUCCACGCAGAGACAGACGACGAUCCCGCUCUCGCAACGACAGAACUCGAGAGAGUUCCGACUCUGAAGAUGACCAUCGCAAGACGAGGACACGGACAGGCGACUCCAGCAGAUCAUCCACCUACUCGAGCUCGCAGAGAGAUUCCAAGUCGUCAUCUUACUCAAAAUCAGAGAAGACAUCGAAAGAUACGCAACAUUCAUCAGAGUUCGAUAAAAGAAGCCAAUCCUCGUCAUCGAUGUCAGACAGGACUUCAAAACGAUUAUCAGAGACAGAUUCCCACCUCAAGUCAUCUCCUGGUGUAGACUCAAGGUCCUAUAAGUCUAGCACCCAUCACACAGAAGAAAGGAAAUCCAACUCUUUUAACCAACACUUGGAUAAUGAAAAACAUGAUCAUGAAGCUCCCACGAAAAACAAAUCGAGUGAAAUUGAUGCAGAGCAAAGGACAGAAUCACAGGCAAGCUCUGGUUUAGACGGGAAGUCUAGAAGUCUACAUACAGCUUGUAGUCCGGAAUCUAAACCGAUGACUAGGUCGCCGGAGAAAACCAGUGAACCUAAUAGACAAUCAAACGACAUAUUUCACGACCUCGGUGAAAAACCAACGCAAGAAGCCACCCUAGAACCGUGCUUGCUUGAGGACAAAGAAAUGCCCAAUAGUGAAUGUACCCACCAGGAUGUAGAGGAGACCUUAAAGGAGGCGCUAUGUGAUAGUUUAGAUGGAACAAAAUCAAGUCUCGAAGUUGAGAAAGAAAAUACAUCAGCUAUAACUUCAUUUGAAAUCCUACAGAAUGCAAAUGCCCCACUUCAAAAAUUAAAUGACGUGAAGGAUAGCCAUGUGACAUCACAGGAAGCACCUGAAAGUUCAAUACUUAACCGUAUUGACGGCGUAGUGCACAACCAGGAUGUGAAAGACGCUGAUACUUCAAACGAAUCAAAGUCUCUACUUGAUACAGAACAUAAACCCGCGACACAUAAUGUCCUAAACUGUAAACCGGAUGCUGAGCCGAGUAAAGCUGUGACUUCCAUUGACGAAGCUGACACAAAUGCACCAGUCCAACUUGAGGCGCCAUGUAAAACUGAGAACCUGAUGACACUUGACAACGCCAAAACAAAGAGCAGUACCCCUAAAAAGUCCAGAUGGGAUAUUGUCGGGCAGAAGGACCAGGGUAGCGAUGAUCCACAGAUGACUUUUUUUACAGCGAGUAGUCAGACCCUUAAAAAGUUUGUCUGCGUAAAAAAAAUCGAGUUUUCCAAAAACCAAAGUCAGAUAGAUAUCAAGGAAUCUGAAAGACAUUCCGUACCGGAGAAUGAGCACGAGAGACUAAAGCAGGCAGAUAGUUAUAAUCACCAAGGGGAGCAUUCGCACGGUGUCGCUGGCAUUGAACACCGUGGAAUUGAAAAAACAAAUCUAGCCCCGCCUCUGUGCAACAGUGAUACAAUACAUGUCAACCAUGCUGUACAUAUGCAGACUUGGAACGGUAACGUGAAAGAGAAAUCUGGUAAUAUCGCUAUUCCGGACGGCAUUGAAGCACAGAGCGACGCCAGUGAUAGCGACAACUCUGAGUAUGACUCGGAUUGCGGAAAGGCAAUAAAAAGAUUGCACUCGGUAGUAGUAGUGCCAAAGAACUCAUCCCUAACAAGCGAAUCACGUAAUACUGGAUCUUCUUCAGGCGGUCCACCAGAACCCCACCAUAGCAACGUGAAUAAUAUCGAAGUCCAAUAUCAAAUCAAUUUACAACAAAGGCUCAAGUGUGUUUCUUCCAACGCUAGUACUCUUUGUCAAUCUCAGAGUAAUAUGAUUGACAGCACUAGUCACUCUGAGGGAUCCGGUUCUGCCGGCAUCUCGCAGCCUUACUUGACUGUUCCGAUCAGCGUCCACGAAGGUAUCGCUAAUUCCACGCUCAGCCUUGACACUUCCAAACAUAACCAUCAACUACAACAUUAUCUUAAUAGCGUUGAUGAACGGACACUCGCUCAGUACCGACAUUCUUCAGUUGUUGACGGAAAUGACAUGAGCGGAUUCAUCCCGAGUUGGAAUUUUUCCCAACCAGAGCAGCCUAGUAGUACAUAUCAACAGCCUGACAGCAGCCACGGACCGCUGUUGGCAAACUCGAAACUUUUCGAAGCCUUUCCUAAAGGACAACAACACGGUCAUCAUAAUGUCGCUUGGCAUCACCAGAGCGCCGACAUGCAGUCAAGCCAAAAUCCCUACCUCCAUUUGCACGAACAGUAUCAGGACCCCGCAGGUGAAAUCCACCCAGACUCUCUCACUAAUGACCACGAGGACUACUGUGGGGGUAAAUCAUCCAUACCUAGCAAAGCGACCGUUGACUACAGCGGACCAUCGGGGUCGUCGGGUUUUGUACAAGGUCAUGAAAUCAGCAGCAACAGCAGGUGCUCUACGGUCCCGGACCCCUCGAGAGAGGACAAUUUCCGAACCUACAGAAGCAGGGGUCCUCCCAAAAAAAGGCGGCCGGAGAUCGAGUCUGAUUCAGACAAUGAGGCUGAAGCUGGACCUGCCGGCAAGAAGGAACGUCUUGGAGAGAACGAGGAAACGAAAGAAAGUCAGGUCAAAGCUGAAGUGGUACGCCCCUCACUCACUCUCCGAGACUUCCAAGACUCGAGUAAAUGGAAAGAGUUUGCUAAGACAAAGAAGAUGCCGCCGUAUUUUGACCUCAUUGAAGAAAAUAUGUAUCUAACCGAGCGGAAGAAGAGCAAAUCUCACAGAGAUAUAAAGAGGAUGCAGUGUGAGUGCCCGAUCCUGCCCAAAGAGGAGCGUUCAAGGGGAAUGUUGGCGUGUGGGGACGACUGUUUAAAUCGACUGCUGAUGAUCGAAUGCUCGUCACGGUGCUUAAACGGGAUCUACUGCUCGAAUCGACGCUUUCAAAUGAAGCAGCAUGCUGAUUUCGACGUCAUCCUGACAGAAGAUAAGGGCUGGGGUCUACGCGCAGCUAAAGACUUGCCUUCAAACACUUUUGUGCUGGAAUACUGCGGGGAGGUGUUGGACCACAAGGAGUUUAAAACAAGGGUGAAAGAAUAUGCACGCAACAAGAACAUCCACUACUAUUUUAUGUCUCUAAAGAAUAACGAGAUCAUCGAUGCAACACUGAAGGGUAAUUGCUCUCGGUUUAUGAACCACAGCUGCGAGCCCAACUGUGAGACACAAAAGUGGACCGUCAAUGGCCAACUUCGAGUCGGCUUCUUCACUACCAAAGCGGUCGCCGCAGGAACUGAGCUGACGUUUGACUACCAGUUUCAGAGAUACGGGAAAGAAGCCCAGAAGUGCUUCUGUGGAGCACCGAGCUGCAGAGGCUUCCUGGGAGGGGAGAACAGAGUCAGUGUCAGAGCGGCCGGAGGGAAGAUGAAGAAAGACCGCAGUCGAAAGAGUGCACUCACCACGGUGGAUGAAGAACUGGAGGCCUUACUAGAGAAUGGUGAAGGGCUCUAUGACGAGAAACAAGUGGUGUCCUUGUGCAGACUGAUGGUCCGGGUGGAAACCAUGGAGCAGAAACUCACCUGUCUCAAGCUCAUACAAGAUACUCAGAAUCCGUCGUGCUUGAAGCAGUUCUUAGAUCAUCACGGCUUGUCUUUGCUCUGGCUCUUCAUGGUGGAGAUAUCUGAAGCCAAGGGCAACAGUGCCAAUAACAUCAAACUGCAGUCAGAGAUUCUGAAGGCCUUGGCCGUGUUACCCAUCUCCACGAAGAACAUGUUGGAAGAGAGCAGAAUUCUGACCUUCAUUCAACGAUGGGCCCAGACCAAAGCGCUCCCUCAGCCCACUGAGAUGGACGGCUACUCCAGUGAGAACACGUCUCGUGCUCAGACGCCCCUCAACACCCCCGACGGUUCCUCAGCUAAACUGGGACCAGAAUUGGACGGGGACACAUCCAAACCGGCUGUGUACCGCCGCCUUAAAAUCAUCAGCGAGAACAGCCUGGACAGCGCGCUCUCUGACGCCAGCAAAGCAUCUGAUGGCAAGGAAGAGGAAGAGGACGAGGAUGAUGACGAGGAAGAAGAUGAAUCGCCACAAGGAGCGCUUCCUGAUGACAAACAAUUGAAGGUAGACGCCGCAAGUGAACCUGCUAAUCCAGUUACGGAAACACCGGAAGAAGAGGCGAAAGAUGUUAUAGAGGAGAAACAGGAAGAGACGGAACUGGCUUCAGGCGGUCAAGACCAACUCCAGAGUGAAGACAUCAAAGACCACAUUGAGUUGCAGGUGGACCAGAAGGAUUCUGAGAUGAAAGCAGAGACGAAUGACGAACCAAAGGAUGAACUUGAGAAAUCUGACCAACCUAGCGUCGAGGAGCAGACCAGUCUGACAUCAGCAGAAACCACCGAAGUGGUCAGCAACCAGACUCCGGUUGAGACUCAUUCGGAACCAGAGAUCCAGACCGUCGAAAUGGAUGUCACUGACACUCCAACUGAGCAGCCUGCAGAGACAGAAACACUUGAGGCUCAGAAUCCUCUUCCUGGACCCGAUGCCCAAUCAGAAAAAUCAGCUACUGUUGCUCCCCCAAGCACCGAAACCCCUGAGGUCAGUACGCCCACUGAGGUCACAACAGCCCCCACGGAUCCCCCAGCAAUAGGAACGCCUUCUCAGGAUGAGGAGGAAGCUGUUUCAGAUGUGGAGAGCGAGAGGAGUCAAGAGCCCCAAGUCAGUGCUUUGGACAUUAGUGGCAUGGCUGCCAGGCUGCUGGACAGCUGGAAGGAUCUCAAGGAAGUGUACAGAAUACCAAAGAAGAGUCAGGUGGAAAAAGAAGCUAACGAGCGCAGUCGAGAUCGUGAUACUUCACGCAACACCUCUGGUAGCCGUGAAAGGGAGCGUGAAAAGGAACGAGAUAGGGACCGAGAGUAUGAUAGAGACUGGGAUCGGGACCGGGAUAGAGAUAGAGACCGAGACAGGGAUCGUGAUCGUGAUCGAGACAAAACUCCACGUAAUACCGAGAGACGAAGGAGACGCUCGACAUCACCGCCCUCUUCCUAUGAGAGGAGUAGUCGGCGCACCGAAGAACGGUUUGACCCAUCUAAGACACCGAGGGGCGUUGGCGUCAAGGAGCGCAACAAGCUUUCCACAGAGGAACGCAGGAAGCUGUUUGAGCAGGAAGUUGCGCAACGUGAAGCCCAGAAGCAACAGCAGCAACUUCAGCAACAACAACAACAACAGCAGCAACAACAACAGCAACAACAACAGCUCCAAACAAUGACCUAUGACCCUGCACUGGCUUACGCCGCCAGUUCCGGCUUCAUCACCUACCCACCCGGAUACCCCAUUCAGACCUUUGUGGAUCCCACCAACCCCAAUGCAGGCAAAGUACUACUACCCACCCCUGCACCUGAUCCCGCCCUGACUUAUGAACAGACUCCUCCCAUUGGACUCCCGUCUCCGUCAUCCACUUCACAGACCGCCCCUGCGUCCACUAUCUCUCAGCACGUCACCCCCACCAACAUCACCCCUGACAACACCCAGCAGUACGCCCAGCCCGCUGUCGCUUCCCAGGACCCCGGCGUGCCCGUCCUCUCCGUCCCCGCACAAACGCACCCCCAAGUGCAGGGCCAGCAGAGCUACACCACACUCUGGGAUCCAACCACCCAGCAGGCCGUCACCGUACAGACGCAACCGGCGCAACAGUACGCCACGGCCCCGGCGGCGGCCCCCACGCAAACUGCCAUUUAUUACCAAGGCCAGCCGUGCCAAACCAUAUACAGCAUCCCCACCGCGUACCCUCAAACCAACACCCCAGUCAUACAGGCGUACUCUGAGCCCGCAGCUAGCUACCUGCACGGACAGACGGUGUACCCUGGACAUCAGCAAGGCGUGGUGGUGCAGCAGGGAGGCACCGUCACCACCAUUGUUACGUCCCAAACUGUCCAGCAGGAAAUGAUCGUACCCAACAAUGUGAUCGACCUCCCCCCUCCUUCUCCCCCGAAACCCAAAACUAUUGUUCUACCUCCCAACUGGAAAGUGGCUCGGGACCCUGAAGGAAAGAUCUACUAUUACCAUAUUGUGACAAGGCAAACUCAAUGGGACCCUCCCACCUGGGACGGAAGUAAUGAUACUACUACUUUGGACCAUGAAUCCGAGAUGGACCUGGGUACUCCCACUUAUGACGAGAACCCCUCUAAGUUCUCCACCAAAACAGCCGAAGCCGACACUUCCAGCGAGUUAGCUAAAAAGAGUAAAGAGACAUUCCGCAAAGAUAUGUCCCAGUUUAUCGUGCAAUGUUUGAAUCCCUAUCGGAAGCCGGACUGCAAACUCGGCCGCAUCAGCAACACAGAGGACUUCAAGCACCUUGCUAGAAAGCUAACCCACGGAGUCAUGAACAAGGAGCUGAAGGCCUGCAAGAACCCCGAGGACCUGGAGUGUAACGAGAACGUCAAGCACAAGACCAAGGAGUACAUCAAGAAGUACAUGCAAAGGUUCGGCGCCGUGUACAAACCCAAGGAGGACACGGACGUGUACUGAGCAUGCAGGUCAGUUAUGGGUCAUAGGUCACGCAGGCUGUGGGCGGGGACGUCGCCCGAGGGGUGCUAUGUACACUUUCCACUGAAUUUUAGCUUCUCGACACCUCAAUAUUACCUUCUUUUUUUUUUUUUUUUUUUUUUUUUUAAACACGAUGAAGAAUCCCGUCUUUUUCAUACUUUCCACUGUUGACCACGGAUCAAAACGCAGAAUUUUUUGUUUUGGUUUAAUUUUUUUUUUUUAUUUUUUAUUUUUUUUUGGCCGGGUGCUGCUUUUAACGGCGGAAGUCCAAGUUCCAAGACUUUAAAGAACCAAGCCUUCUGAGUUUUUAUCCACUCCGCAAUGAAUCCGUAAUUCCCAUUGUGUCUUUUUUAUCACUUUAAAAGCUCCGUUUCACGUGCCACGCCCUCUUUUUUUCGUCGUUUUUUUUUUCUAACUGGACUCAUGCAGAAGAGUGUAGCAUUGCGCUUUUAACUUAUAUAUUUUUGUUGUUGUUUUAAUUAUUAUUAUUAUUAUUAAUCGCAUUUA